Salvelinus namaycush (lake trout) is the source of this 588-nucleotide messenger RNA. It is a transcript of the gene nrsn1, whose product is annotated as neurensin 1. Gene Ontology annotation, cellular component: transport vesicle; neuron projection; neuronal cell body. The transcript is spliced from 2 exons. The record is from RefSeq and is a predicted model, not a curated record. Gene Ontology annotation, biological process: nervous system development. Lineage: Eukaryota; Metazoa; Chordata; Actinopteri; Salmoniformes; Salmonidae. Bases 1 to 588 code for a protein of 195 amino acids.
AUGGCUUCAGCCUGUGCUGAGAUCUGUGGGUCAGACUACGCUGAACAGACGACGCAGCACGACCAGCGAUACGGCGUCAGAUCAUACCUCCACCAGUUCUACGAGGAGUGUACUGCCUCCAUCUGGGAACGCGACGAAGACUUUCAGAUUCAGAGAUCGCCUAGUCGGUGGAGCUCUGUCCUCUGGAAGGUCUGUCUAGCGUUAGGAACCCUGAUUCUGGUGACAGGCCUCGUUGUCCUACUGGUGGGCUACACCACCCCGACUAAGAUCGAAGCGUUCGGGGAAGACGAGCUCCUCUUCGUGGACAGCCACGCUGUGCGCUACAACCGAGCCUUGGACGUGUGCAAGCUGACAGGCGCCGUGCUGUUCUGCGUGGGCGGCGGCCUAAUGGCCGUAGGUCUCCUCCUCUCGGCCUUCUCAAAGAGCUACUCCAAGGAGGAGCUGUACCUGCAGCAGAAGUUUAAGGAGAGGCUGGUUGAUAUCCAGAAUACCGUCCAUCCCAUCACCGGAGCCCCUACUCCGGGGGAGAGUAAGAUCCCUGUCACCCUGUCUAAAGUGCAAAGUGUCCAGCCCAACUCAGAGACAUAA